AUGAGUGCUGAACAGGUAGAGGUGCGCACAAGCGACAAGAAGUACUACUGGAACUCCACCAAGGACGACGUGCUUUGGGAACCACCGCCCAAUGUCAGGGUCGUUUGGGCAGCAGAGAAGCUGCCGGGCACUAGCAAGACCUACUAUUGGAACAAGGCCCUUGCACGCCGGGCCCGUGUGGCCCUGGUCCCUGUGGGCCUGGUCCUUGUGGUGGUCCUGGAGGUCCCUACGGACCUGGCCCGCGCGGGCCUGGUCCCUGCGGUCCCUGUCCGGGCGCCUGUGGCCCAGCUGGGCCUUGUGGAGCUUGUGGAGGCCCUUGCGGAGGCCCUUGUGGACCUCCAGCCGGACCGUGUGGGUCCAGGCAUGGGCCUUGUGGAGGUCCGUGCCACCUUAGUCCUUGCGUGGCUGGCGGCCCUGCUGGCCCUGCUGGCCCUGCUGGCCCUGGCGGGCCUUGCGGCCCUUGCGGCCCGGGCCCUUGCGGCCCGGGUCCGGUACGUGCGUGGUGGAGAGCUGUCCUGGCCCCAGGCCCUUGUGCCGGGACAGACUAUCGAGGAUCUCCAACGGCCAGAGAGUUGGGCAGACGUUCGCGAUGGGCCGAUCAUGGACCGGCUGGAAGACUAUGCGCCGGAGCCGUCAGCAGGGCAAAGGAUCCUGGGCUCAUUGGCAGCGAACCAUCGUGGUACGGCGGAUUCAGCGCCUGAAGGCUGGUGGCCUUCGGAGGACUAUGACAACUGGUGGGGUCAAUGUCGUGCACGUUUUUUGCACGAAGUUCAAGCAGUCAGGGGCGUUGCCAAAGCGGGGAAACUUGUUUGGGAGAUGCUGCCACAAGACGUGGACCUCCAAAAACUGGCUGUGCUCGAAGUUGAGACGUCUGUGAGUGCAGCGUCCGUGUUUCCGGCCGACUUCUGUAUCGCUGGAGCGGACCCGGAAGGGUUGCCGGCAGCUGCGCAGGUCACCCCAGGUUACUUGCUGGCCGCCUUUGCAGACAGCCCCUAUGAUGUUUCAGAUGCACUGUGGACGUUGAACCGAUGUUGGUGGUCGCUUGUCAAGGCAACGACCAGCCUGGUCACCCUGGUCUUCAUCACAGCCUUGGGUGGACGUGGAGAGGCGACAGAUGCCGCAGAAGAGAACAGCUACCUGGAACUGCAGCGCCAGUGCCUUAUGCAGUCCCCCGCGCCUCUGGUCUUUGCUGCCCAGCGCGUUGCUGGAGGCAGCAGAAGACCCCGCCUGCUUGGCGGCUGGAAUAUAUCCAAGUCGCAGAGAGACAAGGCCGCCGAGUGGCUGAAUCCCAGCAGCUGGGGAUGGGGUGAAGGCGAGGGUGGUUGGAACCACCAGGGCGGCCCCCGAGGCCGAAGGAAGCGGGACGGCUACGAUGCGUACGAGCAGGCUUGGCCUGAAGAAGACUGGUCUCAGUGGGACGGUGAGACAGAGGACCACUUGCUGGAGAGCGUCCAGGAGUUUCUGUCAACGGGUCCUAAAGAGGUUCAGGAGCUGGCCUCCAUGUUUGCUGGCCGCUUCAACGCGAUUGUCCGUGCUGAUCCUCGUAGCGGCUACAGCACGGAGAGGAAGAAUGAUGGCAGCUUCAAGAAGUGGCUGCUUGGUGCCGGCUUCGAGGCGAGCGCACUCUUCGACCGGAACAAGUGCCUUAUCUCCUUGCCGUACUCGAAGCGGACCACCCGCGGCACCAGAGGUGGAAGGAAGAACCGCGGUGGCGACCGCGGAGGGACAGAGCACGUCGAUGGGGAGGCUGCUGGAGCAGAUAGCCGCUGUGAGUUCCGCCGAAUGUGUAUGAAGCACACCUCCUUCCGCUGCGGGACGGACCUGGAAGAAGAGGUCCUGGCGCACAAUCGCCCAAAUGGUAAAUUUGAGCACCAGGAACAAGAGCUGCAGUGGCCAGGUGAGCGACCUGGGCAGGCCUCAGUGAUGCUUCAAAGGUUAGAGGCUCGGUCGGUCCCACUUCAACGAGUGGUCCCGGACCUGGCUCGACUCCUUCCGGGGUUGGGAGGUGUGCUGGCUACCCUAUCAGUCACCCUCCGGCGCCGUGGCUACCGCGGACAUGGCACGGGGAGCCAUCGUCCACGAAGCACGCUUGCUCGCAGUGCUCAGGGCCCGGAAGCCAAGCCACCAGGGGCGCUUGUGCCCGAGUUGGAUGUGAUGAAGGAGGUGGACCCGGUCACUAUCUCCCAAAGACUUUUGAAGCCGCGCCUAGACAAUGGCUGGACGCUGGUUGGAGACUUGCUGACCACCCUCUUCUUAGCCCCAAUGCUUUCUGCAUUCUUCAUCCCUUUGCUGCAGCCGGACUGGUACCGGCGAAUGCCAGACGGCGAGGCUGGAUUCAUUUUUCCCGAAGGCUUUCACGGCGUGGUCUACGCUCUUUCCUGGCUCCUUGGCGGCCUGGCACUCGGAGCCUUCGAAGACAAAGCUGUAAACUCCAAGAACCUCCUGGCGACCAUCCAGCGAAGCACCUGGGCCGCCCUGGUGACACUCUGGCUGGCGAGCUCCGUCUGGCUCAUCUUAGGGGCCGGCGGCUGGCUCGCCAGCGCCUACGCGACCUUGGGCUAUGAGUUUCGGCCGCAGCCCGAAGUGCCAAGCACGCCCAUCUUGCCCAGUUUCCGUGACUUCUUCAUCGACCUCCAGUUUGAGGUUUGGUGUCUUGUUGCAUGGCGGCUGACACGGGCCGUUUCGGAAGCCGAGAAGCCAGAGACUGAAGGCGAAGAAGACGAAACCUAUGCGGCAGCGCCGGAAGAGCCGGUGGAGAAAGCCAUGCCGGUGUCUCCAAGGCUUCUGCUUGGUGACAUGGUGGUCUCCGGCGUCAUCGUGCCUUCGUGUGUCAUCGUGGCCUUAGUGCAGACAGGUGUAUACACCCCGCAGUGGACGGUGCUUUGGGACAUGACCGAUUACGGGGUGGGCAAAGCCAUCCUGGCCCAUGGCUCACUCCUGACAAGCUGCUGGUUGGCCGGAGCACUCAGCACCAAUGCCUAUGGUAUUGACUUCAUGAGAAGGACGGACCUGGCCAUGGCUUUGAAGCGCAUCUGGACCGCGGGAGCUGUAGCUGCCGUUCUCAUGGCUGCCUGCGCAGCUUUAACGCUGGUGUCUGCCAACUCCGGCGACAGCUACGUCACAGACUUCGAUGCCGCUAGGAAGUUUCAGAAGAUGUUCUUCGACCUUGUGUGUGAUGUGGAGAUCUCGGCGAUCUGUCUCACGACGUGGCGCUUGUACUACGCUGGAUAUAUCUGA
Messenger RNA from Symbiodinium natans, 3237 nucleotides. Lineage: Eukaryota; Dinophyceae; Suessiales; Symbiodiniaceae. The record is from the annotation of a GenBank genome assembly.